Messenger RNA from Symbiodinium sp. CCMP2592, 1455 nucleotides. The record is from the annotation of a GenBank genome assembly. NCBI's taxonomy places the organism in Eukaryota, Dinophyceae, Suessiales, Symbiodiniaceae.
AUGACAGCCCAAGUUGAGCAAUGCAUCACAUUCCAAGAAAGCGUUUGCAUCGGUCCAAAGGGAGUGGGCAUUGACAUUCUGAACACGUCAUUGCCCUCGGCAGAUGAUUGCUGCAAUGCUUGCAGUAGAUCCGUGGACUGCAGGGGCUGGACCUUCAAAUCUGGCACCUGCUCACUGAAAAGCCUUUGUCCUCUGACAGGAUGGCCACCAGACCCUGCAAGCACAUCAGGCGCAACGCUCUCACCACCAGCUUCUCCGAUACCUCCAAGGUGCUCAGAUGCAGAGGAGGCUUACGGUUGGCCGAAGUUUAGCAGCCGGGCCGAACUACUGAGAUCGGCGUGGGCAGCGUAUUUCGAGCACGUCUAUGGGGCAGUUCCAGAAGUUGGGUAUCCGAUAUGCACUUGGGAUUUCUGGUAUUUAGACCGGGAUAGCUAUGAGCGUGCAGGCAUCGCUGGGCACCCGGUGAAGCUUGUGAAUGAUUGGCUUCACGGCAUGGACCAGGUGGAUGUUGGUGGCCUGUAUGACGUGAAGGUGACUGACGUGAGUAAGGGCUCUUACAAGAAUGGCCUUUGGAUCAAGCACCUGAAAGGAGGCUACGGCAGGAAAGGCUACGGUGCUGUGGGGAACCACCAGUGGAUCGAGGUGCGCCACCAAGGAGGAGGAGUGACAGGUGAGGAAGUCGGCAUGUGGUUUCUCUAUGCUCCAGGUAGUAGUGUGUGGUUCAACACAGGACGGACUCGUGUUUUUGAAACCCAUGCGGUUGCAGCGGAGCAGCUCUGUGGACGCCAAGUCGGCCCCAAUGAUGCAACUGAGAUGGUGAAGUGUGCGGCAGAAGCAGGCCGCCUGGACAGCUUCCAGUUUCAAUACGACUGGGACGUUCCUGAAAAUAUUGAGAUUGUUGCAGUGAAUUUGCAAGGAGUGUACCCAUGUGGUACCGCUGCGUCUGGCAGGGUAGCUGCGUUCCGUUCGGGCUGGAUGGCAUCCCGCCCAUGUGACUGUGACAAUGCGGCACAUGAUGGCUUCUUGAAUUGUAACUUGAAUCAAACUCUUGCCCGAGGAAGAGGUAUCGGAAGUUCCGCCAGUUUCAGUUCCUUCCACUCGGAAGCAGUCACGUGUUCUGUGACGGGAGCAUUGGUGGUCUCUGUGGCCUUGGCAGUCCUCAGAAUUCUCGGCAAGCGGAUCACAGGCUAUCGACGGCCUCAUGGCCCGCAGGACGACCCUUCUACCGUUGAGACAUGCCGUGAAUGCUUGCUGAAAGUCGGGUCAUGUGCUUGUGCAGUUCCUGCAAUCGGGGUUUGUUGGAUUUCGAGGAGAACUUGCAGUGUCCCUGACUCGUCCUCCGGUUGCGGCUACUGCGCCGAAGCUUGUGAAUGUAUGGAUGCAACGGAAACAAGUAACUUUCAUGCUGUCCAGACCGGCAACAAUGCAAUCACCAAAGCGGCAAGAAUAAUUUAA